AUGCCCAACGUCGGACGAGUGGCACACGUCGGCGACAUCGCGGUCAGAAGAGCCUAUCCAGUCAUCCUCAUCCUCGCCACCGGUUCCCCCAACGUCUCAAAGCUGGCAGAGCUCGAAAACGUGGUACCCGCCCACAUCUUCGGCAGUGAAGUCGCAGACCUCGCCGACUUCGCAGACAACUCAAUCGUCUACAACUUCACAAGCGCUAGUGCCGACGUCGUCGUCAUCCACAACGACACCAUCGUCCACAACCACACAGACCUCAACGUCAUCGUCAUCGGCCCCUCCGACCUCGCAAACGUCUCAGACUUCCCAGAGCUCGCAGACAACAGAGUCAUCUACAACUUCACCUACCUCGAGCUCAUCCUCUACAACCUCGCCAUCCACGACUUCGUCUACCACAACCUCAUCUCAGGCUAUAGUUCCAACGACGUCUACGUCGCAAUCGUCUUCGUCUUCCACAACCCCAUCAUUGUCCUCAACGACGACCACAUCGUCCGCGACCACAUCGUCCACAACCUCACCAACCACAAGCACUUCAACUACGACCUCGUCAACCACGACCUCGCCAACUACAACCUCAUCAACUACAACCACGUCUUCAACAACUUCAUCGACCACAACAUCGUCUUCGCCGUCCUCGACGUCUACCACAACGUCACCAACGACGACCAGCAUGACGACAACUUCCAUGACAAGCACGACUCUGACUACUUCCGUCACAUCAUCAACCUCAACGUCAAGCGCUCUGCCGGACUGCCCAACUUGCAACCCGCAACAGGGGCGAAAUAUGUGCGACGUCACCACUUCAUGCAUUAUCCUAGGCGGCAAAUAUCGCUGCGCGUGUCGAGGGGGUUACAAGGCCGCAUCUGCGGACCAAUCGUACCGGGUGGUUUAUCCCGGAUACGGAUAUUUGGUGUUCGUCCCUCAGCGUGUUCCCUGUAAUACCCUUUGCGAAUAUCAGCUAGGCAAUCCAGCGGGGCUCUGUAGGGACGUGGACCUUGCGGAGUUGAAGUGUAACGAGUAACAUCGUGAUACUUUGAUUCACUUCAGGAUAUUUAGAUACAGGUAUGAGAUAGACGCACACGAGGUUCAUAAACAACAAAUUACUACUAGAAUAUACGACUACAUCAGCGCAAGGCACAUUGAGACUAGAACACCGUGCAGCCCCUUUUACAUCCCGACGCUUUGGAGACGGACGGAGGCUACAGUAGGGUAACAUCGUCGUCCCCUUAGAAAACAAGCCACCUGCGUUGGGGGUGGAGCUCUGGUGUGAUGGCUAGCAAUAAGUAGCUAACUAAUAAUUGAG
This is a messenger RNA of Purpureocillium takamizusanense, 1309 nucleotides long. RefSeq lists its product as uncharacterized. The transcript has 2 exons. Bases 1 to 945 code for a protein of 314 amino acids. NCBI's taxonomy places the organism in Eukaryota, Fungi, Ascomycota, Sordariomycetes, Hypocreales, Ophiocordycipitaceae. The record is from RefSeq and is a predicted model, not a curated record.